AUGGCUCAAAAAGCUUUAAAAUUCAUGCAAAAGGGAGAUAUAAUAGAUGGAUCAGAACGAUCUGAACAAGAUAGAUCAUCAACAGCAGUUGUAGAGAUAAAGGAAUCUAAAAAAAAUGAAAAAAGUGAAAUUCAAGCGUAUACUGAGGAAUAUGAAAGAUCCGAAUCCAGUUCACCUGGCGUCGAAGUAAAUAAGGCUGAAUGGAGCUCUUGCGAAAAAUUACAGAAAAAAAAGCGGAAUCGGACAACAUUUACCACUUUUCAACUUGACAGCCUUGAAAUUUUCUUCGCUAAAAACGGUUAUCCAGGACAUGAUGCAAUAAAGAAACUAUCACAGUCGAUACAACUCAAUAAGCAAAAGAUAAUGGUAAGCCGAAAUUUUGUUUCGCAACAGAAAUUAAGUUUAAUAGAUUUUAAUAGAGAUUUUUUAAUUUCAGUUAGUCCUCGCAGAAGUCCUUUUUUAAAUGGUUCUAAGCGUGAUUUGGCUUUGAUUAGUUAG
This is a messenger RNA of Dracunculus medinensis (Guinea worm), 498 nucleotides long. The record is from the annotation of a GenBank genome assembly. NCBI's taxonomy places the organism in Eukaryota, Metazoa, Nematoda, Chromadorea, Rhabditida, Dracunculidae.